Danaus chrysippus (African queen) is the source of this 249-nucleotide messenger RNA. NCBI's taxonomy places the organism in Eukaryota, Metazoa, Arthropoda, Insecta, Lepidoptera, Nymphalidae. The record is from the annotation of a GenBank genome assembly.
AUGCCUGCGGCGGCGACGGAGGACCCGCGUGGAAUGAGACGCCGCGUGAUUUACGACCCGCCUGCAGCUUCCCCGCACCUCACCUCACGCCCCUCACCAGACAGAGAUAAGCUCUCAGCGAGCCGACCGCUCCGCGUGAACAAGGGAGACGGCUACACCGAAAACGCUUCGAGGGGUGUGCGCUGCGUAAUGCAAGCGUGCGUGCUAUGCGCGAUGUGGACGUGCAAUGACGGCCGAUCGUUCCGAUGA